Molecule: messenger RNA, 904 nt
Organism: Lycium ferocissimum
Lineage: Eukaryota; Viridiplantae; Streptophyta; Magnoliopsida; Solanales; Solanaceae
Exons: 2
Coding region: 40-720 (226 amino acids)
Source: RefSeq, a predicted model, not a curated record
CUUCUCGGAGACCAUAUCACUCACUCAGCAAAAUUAGCAAUGGCUCAUAAUUUUUUCUUCAUUUCUUCUUUAUUCGUCCUGGCAAUAUUCACCCAAAAAAUCCAUGCUGUGGAUUACACUGUCACCAACACGGCUGCAAACACCCCUGGUGGUGCCCGUUUCGACCGAGAUAUCGGUGCCCAAUACAGUCAGCAAACACUGUCAGCUGCCGCUACAUUUAUAUGGAAUACCUUCCAACAGAAUUCUCCGGCUGAUCGAAAAAACGUGGAAAAAGUAAGCAUGUUUGUCGAUGACAUGGACGGAGUAGCUUACGCUAGCAACAACGAGAUUCAUGUUAGUGCCAGGUACAUCCAAGGUUACUCUGGUGAUGUCAGGAGAGAGAUUACUGGAGUAUUAUACCAUGAGAGUACCCACGUUUGGCAAUGGAACGGGAACGGUCAGGCUCCAGGAGGAUUAAUUGAAGGGAUUGCUGAUUAUGUGAGGCUCAAAGCUGAUCUUGCACCAAGCCACUGGGUGAAACCAGGGCAGGGCGACCGUUGGGACCAAGGCUACGAUGUGACUGCUCGAUUUCUUGAUUACUGCAACAGCUUGAGAAAUGGGUUCGUGGCAGAACUUAACAAAAAGAUGAGAAAUGGCUAUAGUAAUCAGUUCUUUGUUGACUUAUUGGGGAAGACGGUUGAUCAACUUUGGAGUGAUUACAAAGCUAAAUUUCCAGCAUAGUGUAAUAUUGCCUAAUUAGACUGAAAUUGAGAAAUAUCAUCUAAUGCAAUUGUACCAAUACAAGGCUAUUUGUGUAUAUGGUCUUGGUAAAAAAUUAUUGUAAUAACAAUAAGCUAUAUAUAAUUAUAUAAAAGCAGGACAUAUGCCCGCUGACGUGGUAUUCUCCUAUGCUAAGUUUACUAUU